Messenger RNA from Cladophialophora yegresii CBS 114405, 1815 nucleotides. RefSeq names its product D-lactate dehydrogenase (cytochrome). Lineage: Eukaryota; Fungi; Ascomycota; Eurotiomycetes; Chaetothyriales; Herpotrichiellaceae. The coding region runs from base 1 to 1815 and encodes 604 amino acids. The record is from RefSeq and is a predicted model, not a curated record. The transcript has 5 exons. Gene Ontology annotation, molecular function: FAD binding; D-lactate dehydrogenase (cytochrome) activity; D-lactate dehydrogenase (NAD+) activity. Gene Ontology annotation, biological process: lactate catabolic process. Gene Ontology annotation, cellular component: mitochondrion.
AUGAAUUCACUUUCGCAACUUCGACGUCCAGCAAGCUCCCUCCUCCGAUGCCUCGAACGGGAAUGUUCCUACAGACCAGCAGUCUCGGCCACGCGGUCGUUCCAUACUUCGUCCUCGAGCCGUGAAGAAAGAGGCAAGGAUGACUCACAAGGAAACCUCUCUUUUAGAGGCCAGCUAUAUCAAAGCACCGCAGAGAGGCUGAAGCGCGAAAGAGCCUCGGAGGAGAACUAUAUACGAGCCCAAGCGCAAAGAGGUGGAGGUGCUGCGGGCAGGACUCUUGGGCUGAGCUUUGUUAUCCUCUCGGUCGCAGCCGGAGCAUACUAUCUCGGAACAAAAGGCGAGAAAGCGCCUGAAGUAUUUUCGACCACACCUCUCUCGAGAGCACAGCCCCCUCAGCACGAUACGCGAACGUCGAACUUGCAAGCUGCUUGGGUAGACUUUGCUCAGAUUGUGGGCAAAGACAACGUCUCUACAGUCCCCGAUGACCUCGAAGCGCAUUCCGGCUCAGAAUGGUCAUCCUACACGACCAAACCUAACGAAGUUCCCUUUGCCAUUGUCUACCCUGCGACGACCGAGGAAGUCUCCAAGAUUAUGAAGGUAUGCCACGAUCGGAAAAUCCCCGUCACGGCGCUGUCCGGCGGCACCAGUCUGGAAGGCCACUUUGCACCCACAAGAGGAGGCAUUUGCAUCGAUAUGGGCAGAAUGGACAAAAUUCUUGAGUUCAGUCCUCAAGAUCUCGAUAUCGUGGUCCAGCCAGCCCUCGGCUGGGAGGAUCUCAACGAAGAGCUCAAAGCCCAUGGCAUGUUCUUCCCACCGGAUCCAGGCCCAGGCGCCAAAAUCGGAGGCAUGGUUGGUACCGGCUGUUCGGGGACGAAUGCUUACAGGUACGGAACGAUGCGUGACUGGGUGGUCUCUCUCACCGUUGUCCUCGCGGAUGGAACUGUCAUCAAGACCAGACGCCGACCUCGGAAAUCAAGCGCCGGCUACAACUUGACUCAGAUGUUCAUUGGCAGCGAAGGUACUCUUGGAAUCGUCACUGAAGCGACACUGAAGAUCACUGUACUGCCUAAGAGCCAGUCCGUUGCUGUUGCCACUUUCCCCACCAUCCAUGCCGCUGCUGAAUGCGUUGCACGAGUAGUCGGUGAUGGUAUUCAGCUUGCAGGAAUGGAAAUUUUGGACGACGUCCAAAUGCGCUGUAUCAACAAAAGCGGCAUGACCAGCAGACCGUGGCAGGAAGAGCCUACAUUGUUCUUCAAGUUUGCCGGGACGCCGGAUGGUGUCAAGGAGCAAAUCAAGAUCGUCAGGAGCCUCGCCAAAAGUACACAAAACAAAAGCUUCGAGUUCGCGAAGAACGACGAUGAGGCGUCCGAGCUCUGGAGUGCUCGAAAGGAAGCACUGUGGAGCGUCAUGGCUAUGCGCAAGAACAGCACCGAUCACGUCUGGACUACGGAUGUAGCCGUUCCCAUUAGCAGGCUAGCCGACAUCAUCCAGGAGACUCACGACGAUGUGGCUCGCAGUGGAUUGAUUGGCGGUAUCUGUGGCCAUGUGGGUGAUGGCAACUUUCACACAAUUUUACUCUACAACGAAACCGAAAAGAAGAUUGCGGAAGACUUGGUUCAUCGCAUGCUUCAACGUGCUAUAGCCAUGGAUGGCACCAUCACGGGCGAGCACGGCGUCGGCUUGAAGAAGCGUGAAUAUCUCCGUGAGGAACUUGGUGAAGACACUGUCGACGCAAUGCGCAAGCUUAAGCAAGCUUUUGACCCUCUUGGCCUUCUGAACUGCGACAAGAUCGUCCAGAUCGAAGCGGGCCAUUAA